Molecule: messenger RNA, 1191 nt
Organism: Aegilops tauschii subsp. strangulata
Lineage: Eukaryota; Viridiplantae; Streptophyta; Magnoliopsida; Poales; Poaceae
Source: RefSeq, a predicted model, not a curated record
AUGGUUCGAAAUCUCUCCUCCCGCUCGGUGAUAGGUGGUGGUGGUGCGUUUGCUGCGUUUUUGAAAGGUUCACCUACCACUGCAAUAAGGCAAGUCGUUAAUUGCUACAAGCGUAGCCGUACUAAAGGGAUAAUCUCUCAUGGCAAGCGGCCGUCAGACAUAGAUAGCAACGCCAGCGCACCAGAUGAUGAUUUAGAGAUCAAGCAUACCACACAAGAAGAGGAAUCGAAGCCAAAACGGCAGAAGACAGGCGAAAAUGAGCUGCUAUACCUGGACUCAUUGGAUGUCGAUGAACCCAUGCCAAGCAUGGUACCAAGAGUAUCUGUUUGGAACUCUGCUCUUAUUGCCAAGGUCAUUAAAAAGGACAAAAAAGGUCGGGGUGAGUUCAGAAAGUUGAGGCUCAAGACCGAGUUCGCCCGAUGUGCUGAUGAAAGCUUGUUUGGAAGUCUUGAACAUGUCACUAAGUUUGUGGCAGCAAGGGUCCCCAACUCAUACGACUCAAAUAAACAAAAAAAGCUUGUUGGGUUGGUGCAUGAAAUUUGUUCUGAAAUAUCUCAUUCAAUGGGAAAGCUCGUACAUGGAAUUGGGAAACUUUAUGAAGACGAUGGCACAAGAAGUGGCGGCGCAGCUGACAAUGCUGGUGGUUCAAGCAGUCAACAUUCAAGGAAACAACGACAUGCGGGCGCAAGCAGUAGCAACACACUCCCUAGUGAUGAGGAAUCAUACCAGUCGGAUGAUGACAGUGAUGACGACGACGACAAUGAAAGCAAGGGAUCAGAUGAUGAUGAAGACGACACUGAUAGUGAUGGUGAUGAUGGCGAUGAUGAUGAUGGACCAUGGGAGAGAGAGGAUAAAGAACCUCACAGAGGGGAGGAUGGAGAAGAAACAGAUGAUGAAGAUCCCGACAGAGAAGAUGAAGAGCAGCAAGGAGAGGAUGAGGUGGAGGCAGAAGAUGAUGAGGAGGAUGACGAUGCAGAUGAACAAGUGGAUGAUGAAGAGAGCGAAAAAGAAGAUGAACAUAAGGAGGAGGAGGAUGACAAAGGUGGGGGUAGUGGGGAUGGGGAUGUUGGUGGUGAGAGCACAGACAGAGGUGGCAGUGGUGGUUAUAAUCAUGAGGGAGACAAACCAGGCAGUGACGAUGCAGUCCACGACAGCUCAGAAACUGACGAGAUUCCAUCGAUUCAGUUUUGA